UUUAGGAGUGCCAAGUAUUGUACAAAGUUUUCUGUGCAAUCGACAGAAAGACCUUGCCACCGUGUCGGUUCUCUCGGUGCACUGCACGAUAUAAUACAGUAGUCAUUGCCCCUCGCGAGGGUCCGACUAGGUUAAGUCGUCUGUCUUGGGUACCCUACUGUCACAAGGGAACUCUAUUGGCCACGUGCUCAGACAACAGCUGCAAGAGCUCUACUACCUAAUUCAGGUAAACAUAGUGGGUGCCGGCUGCCUACGUACACCUACUCGCAUGAGGUGUAUUUGACGAGUCCAGGAACCACGUCAACAACCGUAUCGCAAGAUCCGCAUUUUCACUGAGUCCUCAUACUUUGUUCCCGUCACUGUUCCAGGCUGUUAAUCUGAGCUCGGUUUCUCUGGAGGCCGGAAAUGGCGGACUUCAAGGGGCUGGCUCUCCAGUACGUCUUGGCAGAUGAAGCGACCACCAGGCAACAUGUUACUGCCAAAACAGCAGAUGCCAUCAAGAAUGCCUCUGUCAAGAGCACGGCGAUCCUGAACUGGGUCAAGUCCAUUGACCCGUGGAUGCCUGCAGCGUUGUCGGACUCCGAGUCCCAAGGUGACAAUGGCGAAGGUCCUGAGCCUGACCUGAGCGUCAUUACAAGAUCUAAAGCUCUGGAAUAUUUGGCGGACACGUUGCUGUUGCUGGAGAAGAACUUACUGAGGACCGAUCAAGUCAAUCUGCUUAUCACAUUUUUCGGGAGACUCUACAGCAUUGAUCACAAGGCUGGGAUCAUGGCGGCUACCAAAGCCCUCCAACAGUUGGCCACCAUGAAGGCCUUCAAACCAGAAAUGGCCGAUAACAUCAUCCAGAGCAUUGUCUCAAUGCGAGAUGACUUUCGCUUGCAGACUCCUCAAACACGCCUAGAGAUAUACAAGUUCAUCCAAAGCCUACUGGAGAACGAGGCCAUCUCCAGCCAGUUGCAACAUGUCUAUGGGACUUCUGGAGGGAUCGCCAUCGAUCUCCUACAGCUUUGUGGCCAUGAACGGGAUCCAAACUGCCUGAUACAAUGGUUCAAAAUAAUCCAGAGCCUCGUGCAAUUGUUCGAUUUCUCUGCAGAUGUUCAUGAUGAGAUCUUCAAGACGUUCUCGGCCUACUUUCCUAUAUCAUUAAGGAGCACGGCAACUCCAAGUGGCGUCACGAUUGAGGACCUGAAGAGCUCUAUUCGAGCAUGCUUUGCCUCCAGCCAUAAGCUCGCCCGACUGAGCUUCCCUUUCCUGAUUCAGAAGCUGGAUCAGGGAGAUGCUAUCAGCAUUCCUGUCAAGACGGACAUAUUGAGAACACUCAAGCAAUGCCUCGAUCAGUAUGCGCUCCCUUCCCAGAGCAUCGGGCCAUAUACUGGACAGCUUUGGACGUCUCUCAAAUACGAGGUUCGAAACGGCGAAAUCAAAGAGUCCAUCGACUGCACUCUGGAUGUCAUGCGUGUUAUUUCGUUCAAGCUGGCAAAAAUCCCUCUGGCUGAACCGCAAGAAACCACACGCGAAGUCAGCGCACUAUCUUCGUUUGUGGACAUGGUUCUCAGCGACUCCUUGGAUGACUUGGCAAAUCCGAGCUAUACCAAGCCUGCAGGACUCCUCCUUAGAAGCAUCAUGGAAGUCCACGCUAGGCCAUUUGCUCUGCUUCUCCCUGGAGUCAUUGAAGCCAUCAACAAGAAUCUGCGAGAGCCUCGUACAAUCGAGCAUGCUACAGCGCUAAUUGGCCUCGCCAGGGACCUUCUGGAUGCCCGCUCGCAAGUCAUCGAUGCCGCCAAGAUACAUUCCUCCACAGACCAAUUGCAGAAUCUUUUCAAGCUCGACUCACAAAUCCGGGACCCAUUCCAUGCAAUCUUCAGUCGAUUCUGGAGGGAAAACAAUAAAGAAACACCAGAUGCCGACAAUGUCGCCGUCCUCAAAGAGGUAGUUCAAGGAUUUGCAGCUCUAAUAUGUCAAGUCAGUCAAGAAGAGGCUGGAAACCAGACUCUCUUGUGUGACCAGGCGCAGUGCGAGCAAGUCUGCUUUAUGAUCUCUGAUCGGGUUAUCAACAUCUUUCAACUCGCCUCUUCCCCGGACAGCGGGGCUCGGAAAGAGCUGGCAGACAUCGUAGUGGCGUCGCUACGGAAGAUUGUCAAAGUAUACACUGCAGGGUAUGCAUUGAUGCUCCAGAGAGCUUUGUCGACAAUCAAGGAUCGCGUCUGGGGUAGACCUCCGACCAGAAAUUCACUUGCAAUGCUAAAGACGCUGGUCCUAAGACUAUCAUACAUUGGCUGUUCAGAGAUACCCAAGCUAGGUGAUCCGGUCCAGCAUUUGUAUCUUUACACGAGCUCUGUCCUACGACUUCUGUUCUCCUUCCUCGACAACUCCGUGCCUUUCGAGGUCUCAACCAUCACGCUGUCCGGCAUUUUCAGUGCUCUUUUGCACUACAGAGACACUUGCAGCUCUAAACCUACUCACGCGAGGCUGAGCCUGAUUAAUGCUGACUGGAGGGUUUGCACUUCGGACUUUGUCAGAUGCCACCCUGAAUUUGCAGUCACUGGAAAACCUGCAAGUACCGGAGAAGCCGCAUCAAAGCCAGAAAAUGACAGGUCGGUAGAGUACGGGGGCGGCAACAGUGAUGCAUUCCGCGACUACCUCGAAUGUGCGCUUUAUUUGACAUCAGUCCUCUACCAGAGAGCAACCAAAUCGGAUAUGGGAGCGCAAAGUCGUUUGGGACUGGGGCCUGACUUCAGUCCACACACGGCUCCCACUGCGGAGACAGCCCUAGAAAAUCCCGGGCCUGGUUCCAGUGCCAACGCCCGGGAUGUGGAUCUUCAGGACGUUUACCUUCACCAGCUUGGUGAUAUGGCCACGUUUGUCCUUCGUGACCUAGAGGAGGUAGAACAGGAGGCCUUAUCGCUCACCGACGAGGUAUAUGGACUUUUCCAGUCGCAUACAGGAGCACAUGGCACGUACCUAAGUGCCGAAAAUGACGGGCGAACCAAUGUGCUGUCUCUCGGGGUUGCACAGGGCUUGCGCCCAAUACCUAUGGCUUCAAUGUUCGCGUCUGAAUCCCUCAAGCAGCAAAUUGUGGCCGACAUAUCGGCCGCAGAAAACUUCCCUGUGAGGACGCAAAAGGUUCGUGACCGUUUUUUGACCUUGUUGGCGAAUAAAUGGCUCCCAAGGACCACGGUUAGUGGGCCACAGCGGGAUGUGUGGAAGGCAACCGUCGAUGCGCUGCGUGAAAUGCUCGAAAAAGGCCUGGCCGAGGCUUCGGCAACACCAAACAGCAUCCGGACAGAGCAAUACACAAGAGCUCUAGGGUUCGCUGCUGGAGCUGUAGCAAGACGUGACAGAGAUGUGGAAGGUCUGGUUAAGGUCCUCGCGUCUCUUCCAGCAGCGCUCGGGGAGCAUGGGCUGCAAAUGGCUCCACGCUUGGAAGUGCUACUGGCAGCCAAAAGUCAACUGAGUCUGCAAAACCACGCGAUUCUGAGGCCUCUGUCUGAGCAGUGGGUUUACAUCUGCGUGGUGAAGCCGAAACUAGAGCUGUCUUUCCCCAUAACGCAAGACAGGCCUCAAGGCAUUGUCAAUGCCAUCGCCGUAGUCCAUGUCAUGAAACACAUGGACUUUACAGUAUACGCCGAGGACACUGAUCGAAUCAUGCGCAUACUCAUUGCCGGCGUGUCAUCGCCCAAAAACUUGGCCGAUGUCGAGGCAGCUCUUCAAGUUCUUCGUCAAAUCCUAGCCAAUAAGCCUGAUGAUCUAAAGGACCAACUAAAAGCAGUCAUAUCAGGAGCCAUAUCGACAGUGAGCUCCGGCUUGGAGCCGCCUCCUGACCAAGAGGCAGUGCCGGCUGAUUCGAAUGCACGUACGGUGAAUUCUGGCAAUCCGGCCCUCUGCCGAAGGCUCAGUUUGCAAUUGCUCCAGGACCUCGCCGAGAAGCUCGACGAGCAGCUCCUGCGGCAGUAUAAGGCUCAGAUUUCUCGUGUCCUGGCUACUGCUUGUGGCGAUCCAGUCAGGGAAGUUCGACAAUCUGCCAUGAGUGCGCGGAGCAGUUGGGCGAGGCUGGCGGCUUGA
Molecule: messenger RNA, 4062 nt
Organism: Pyricularia grisea
Lineage: Eukaryota; Fungi; Ascomycota; Sordariomycetes; Magnaporthales; Pyriculariaceae
Exons: 7
Coding region: 406-4062 (1218 amino acids)
Biological process (GO): iron-sulfur cluster assembly
Cellular component (GO): cytosolic [4Fe-4S] assembly targeting complex
Source: RefSeq, a predicted model, not a curated record